AAAGCAUAACUUUUGGUUUACAGGUGUCUGUUACUUCUACUCGUAUCGAAAUCAAAAAUGAAAUUGUGCAGUAUCUUAGUUUUGUUUGUCUGUUUUACUGUAUCCAUUUAUGCAGAUCGCAAUUAUGGACCAGAAGAUUGCUCUAAACCUGCUAGUGUUCCACGCCUUCCAAUCUGCCCUAUUGCUCCUCAACGACUAUGGCGAUGGGACGUAAAGUCCAGGUCUUGUGUACGCAGCUUGGUUCAUGGAUGCUAUUAUACUAAGAACAAUUUCUCCACUGAAGAUGAGUGUAACAAGGUGGCUAAACCAAUUUGCGCACAAUUACUUUUAUAAAUAUUAUAAUGUUUAUUAUGUCUAUAAGUGUAUUAUUAUACCCAAUAUAGUGAGUGUUAGUCCUGUAAGUUUAAAAGUAAAAGGCGAAUUGUAAUACUUAUUUUCAAAAUGCUGAUUUUUAUGUAUGAAAAAUGUUGUGCAAUGGUAUAUAAUAUUAAAAUAAUUAAUAAAAAGUUCUGGCAAAUGCCGAUCUU
Diabrotica balteata is the source of this 527-nucleotide messenger RNA. NCBI's taxonomy places the organism in Eukaryota, Metazoa, Arthropoda, Insecta, Coleoptera, Chrysomelidae. The record is from the annotation of a GenBank genome assembly.